UUUAGCCACCUUAACAAUAAUGCAAGGAAGGUUUUGCUAUUUGACAAACUCACACUAAGGUGUCCGAACUUGAUGGACUAUCCCACUGAAAGAGACAAUGUUUAUCCCAAAGACCAACUUUAUGAAAAUUUGUUUAUGGUUGAUAAAAAAGGUUUUGACAGCUGCAAUGCAACCUUGGGACUUAAACUUUUGUCCUGUGAUAAUCCUGAUGUGCGAGGAAGACAUGUAACAGUUGUGUUUCAACCACAGAGUGCAAAUGAAAAUGACCCUAAAUUUGUGGAAGGAGAAGAGUACUACUUCAUAAGUAAGUGUUUGGCAGUCUUCAAUGACCUGGUAGACAUAUUUCUUCAGCUCAAUAUAAUAUACAUGAACAAAUUUCAUGAAUCUGAUUGGCUUACAAGAGCAAUGGAUUUUUUAGUAAACACAAUGCAAAAUCAACAAAAUAUAACGCAAAAAGGAAAAUUAAUAAAGCAAAUGUCUCACAGAAUAGAACACUGUGAUUGGCUAAUAAAGAAUAGGAAUACACUGUAAGAACCAAUCAGGUGCCACAAUCUUUAUUGGCCACUUUAUUAAGGUUGUGUGUGACACUGGGUUGGUUUGUGAUGAUUUGUGAGAAAGUGUUUUGGGGAUGAACUGUGAUCUAGAAAAUUUUUCAUGUAUGCAGUUGUUAAGGGUAAUCAUACUUAGUAUAUACACACUCAGUGAUCUUGGUGAUUUAAGCAAUCUGAUUGGUUCACUAUCUCGGACUAUGCAACAAUAUUCACCUUUUUAGCGAGUGGAUAAUGUGUGAGCUCGGUGUUUUUCCCAUUUGUUUAGAGAACGAUCUUUUAAAAGUCGACAAAAUCCUAGGGCUGACUUUUUUUAAGGCAAGAAAAGACUUGGAAGGAUUCAAUACGGCGUUUUUCAAUUUACUGUAGCUGAGUUUUGUGCUCGAUGGAUUGUUUACAACUCCAGUGUAUUCGCGUAGAAGCCGUUUGGUGAACUAAGCGUUUUCGAACAAGAAAAUUUUGGCUCAGAAAUCGAAGUUUAUUUAUGACAAACUAAUGUAAAAGGAAAUAUUUGCAGAAAUUCUACGUUUCAAGUAAACAGGAAAAAAAAUGAUAUAGGAAGACGACGUCUUACUGUACAAAGCAUUUAUUCUGCCUCACUUUGAAUACGCAUCACCAUUGUUCAUAGGUCUAAGUAAAGGUUUGUCUGCAAAACUGGAGUCAACCAAUGCAUUUGCUCUUAGGACUCUUCUUAACUACUCCAAGUCGACUGCUUAUGAAGAGCUACUUAAAACUGUACAUAUCAAAAGCUUGGAACAUCGACGCAUAGAACAAGCACUGAUACUUGUAUACAAUAGCAUUUAUAACCAGGCACCGAACUACAUUCGGGAAAUGUUUUUACUGCGAAGCAAUGGUUACAGCCUACGGGGCCAUCUUAAGGUUGUUCUUCCAAGACCGACCUCAUCUUAUAUGCAACAUUCUUUCACGUACCAGGCUGGCAAACAAUGGAACAGUCUACCAGACAAAAUAAGGAUGUCGGAGUCCCUCUCUAUCUUUAGGAAAAACUUACAAAACAUACAGUUGUCUUCAUCGUAUGACUGCAACUGUGAAUUUUGUAAACAGACAAUCUGAUUACCAAUAUUUUUUCUUUUUAAAUUAUUAUUAUCUUUUAGUUGGUUUAAUUUUUCUAUUUUUUAUUUUUAUUCAUUACUUGUACAUGUAGAUUAUGUAAAUUAUCACGUUGUAAUUUUUAUGGCACAUUUGCAUUUAAACGAGCUAUCGCUCAUUUGCGAUAUGUGGUUAAAUAAAAUUACUUACUUACUUACUUACUUACUUACUUACCUCGAGCAACCGAGCCGCCAUUUUUGUCAGCACUUCAUGCGAAGAACGACACAACAAACCCUUUUGGCUAUAAACUUGGCGAGUCAACAGAAAAUAACAAAGCUCUACUUUUCUUCUCAGGUAAGGAAACAGUUCAAACUUUUAGCGGUUCCAUUUAAGCCAUUACGCCGUUGUUUGCGAAAUGAUAAACUUGUGAAUUGCCAUGUUUGAAAAUUCUGCAAGGAUCUAUUUUUUUAGAAUGAUGUGAAUGCUACGCGCGCUGUGAUUGGUCGUUGCCCAUGAUCUAUUAGAGUACAGAUACAUGGAUGACGUCACGGAAAACUUGUUUUGUUUGUUUUGUUCAACAUGGCACGCGGUUUUGAAAAUGUUUGUGAGAUUAUUUCGGAUUGAGGCAAGUGAAAGCUACGGAAAAAGUUUAGCAGGAGCUAUUUACAAAGAAGAAAAAUGGAGAAACGGAGACCAAAAAGGCUAUUGACUACUUGACAAUGCCUAAACUACAAGAAAUCUUCACAACAGUUGCCAUCGUGUGUCUUCGCUACGAGAGACUCGCUGUUUUGCAAAAUGUUUUCGCUAUUAUUCUUCUUUGAGCAAGAAAAGACGGUGAAAAACUUUUCGAAGAAACUGUACACAAGUAAGAUAAAGAAGAAGCUAAGAUGAAAAGUUGGGUUUGGGACUUAAAAAAUGCCUAAACUAGCACAAAUCGUCAAAAGGUCAAGCGGUUCGAGGCAGGUAUGUGUUCGGUCUUUUUCUUUUCUGAUCGUUGUAUAAAACAAAUAGAUUCCAUGUUGCCGUUGGUCUAUUCAGUAAUAGAUCACAGAGGACGUCAAAAUGUGGUAAAAACAACAGUGACACACUCGCCUGCGGCUCGUGUGCCACUUCUUCGUUUUUACGACAUUUUGACGUCAUCUGUGAUCUAUUACUGAACACACGCACGGCAACAUGGAAUCUAUUUGUUAAACUUACGCGUGAUUUGAUCUGUCAAUCAAAUCGUAGUUUUGAAUGGUUUCCUCUCUGAUUUUGUUGAGAUCACUUGGUGUGUAUAUACUAAAACAGUUAAUUAUUCUUUUCAAUCUCGGUGAAUAGUGGCUUUGGGAAUAUUUAGCUACUAUUUACCUCGAUUUCAAAGAAUAAUUGUUAAUUAAACAAUUUAUUUGCAAAAAUUCCUGUGUUUUCCAAAAAGCUCAAAUGGGCUUGUGCAAUUUUGCGCUCUGACAUUUUUACAGUUACCAGGUGAUGAUAGUUAUGUGUAUGAAAAUGAUACAAUUUCCUGUUUAUGGUUAGAUUUCAACCUUAAAAUAAAAUACAAUAACAUUGUAACCAAAGAUCAGAGAAGAAAAGGGACAGUGUGUUUAUGUGCAGCGUUGCAUUGCUGUUUGUUUUAUUUCAAAUAAUACUGUAUUGUGUAUGUGACUGACAAAUACAAUAUUUAGUGUUGCUUCUGAUAAAAUAUCAAAACACUUAAAACUGUCAGUAGUUAAAAGUGAUAUUAUUAAGCUAAAUAAGGUGACCCUAAAUGAAUUGGAACCUUCUCAAAUGUUGACACUUUGCUGUGACCCUUCCAUGACCAAACAGAUUCAUCUGUAAUGACUACAUGUAACAUUUUGAUUAUGUAAUUUAUUAAAUUAAAAUAAGCAACUUUUACAUAUAGUACACAGAGAUCACUGUAACUCAGUUUAAAAUAUGAACUGUAUCAUCUCAUUUACAGAUACAGCAUCUGGAUUAAUUACCUCAUUAACAAACUUGGAAGGCGGACGUUGCAAAGACAACCAGAUGAAAAUGAAAAUUUAUGUGUGCAAGGAGGGGAAUGACCCUAAGUGCCCCCAUGGAAAUAAAGGUAAAUUGUAGGAACAUUUUUGUUGCUUGCAAGUUGAAUUUUUCAGUGGAAUAUUCAGCUUAUGUGUGUAAACAGUGUUAUAAAUUAAUAUGCACAUGCAAGCAAACAAAGUAAAGAGGAGUUAAAAGAUUAAGAAUGUUAGUAUUAAAAAAAAGUGUACUAAGAACUGCAUUUUGGGCAAGAUAUCUCCGGAAGAACUUCUCCCAUGUUCUGUUGUUGUUCUAGAGUAAAGCACUUGAUGGGGUUGGGCUUGUUGGGUCCCUAUAAAUGAAUCCUUUCUGCUUGUUGUGGCAUAGAAUAUUAAAACAAAAACAAUUAGCAAAAUAGCCAAAAAGUUAAGUUGUAUUGUUUUAUUCUUUUGUUUCUUUUCUCAGUAAUAAUAUUAUAAUCUGCCACGACUGUGCCAGUCGUUGCAGAAGGAAAUGGAUUUGUCAGGUUCUGAAACUUUGGCUGGUUUGGCUUUGAACCAAAUCAAUUUUUGCUAUGCUGGGUGCUGCUGGCUCAACCAUAAAAAUGAUGGGUCGAGUGCUUGACACAAAAUUUAAUUUGUAAUCACCCAGUUAUUUUGUUAGAAAUAGUUAUGGUGAGUCCUGGGACUCAUCUUGUGAAAAAUCAUGAGUCCCAGUCCGGAGCCAUUGAGGCAGUUACUGAAUCUGAAGACAGACACCAAAACUCUUUAUCACAGUUUACUGAAAUUAAAAUAUAGUCCUUCUUAAUUUAAACAAAAAAAAUGAGGGGACUAGAAUAAACAUGUAUCUGCAGUCGUUAAACAACAACCACAUUAACAGCCACAGAAAUCACAUGAACAGGAUUCUCUACAGAAACAUCUUCAGAUUGCUUGAUCUUUGUGUACUACAGACACAUCCAGUGAAUUAUUUUGCAUCUUUGGGAAUUUUUAUGCAUGAGGGAUGCAGGAUUCAGAGGUAAUAAAACAAAAUCACUGAAACACCCCUGAAAAAUUAUGUGCCAGAAUCUCAGGUACUUGCACCCUUCACCAAUUCAAAAACAACAAAUAAAGCUGGUGUAAAAGCGAGAAAAAUGACAAAAUCAGGGAUCCAGGCGUAUGUAAAAUAAUUUUUCCAUUCAGUUCCAAUCCCUUUUUUAACUUACCGUAUUUAUUCGAUUAACUGCCCUGGGCACUUAUUAAAUUUUUGGACCUUGAGAGUGGGCGCUUAUUCGAGUUGGGCGCUUAUUCGGGGCAGGGCGCUUAUUAAAUUUUCAGCAUUUUCAGCAAGUGUAGUAUGUUUAUUUUGCAACAAAACAAUAAAAUUAAUGGUAAUGACAAAACGCGAAGAUGUAACAAAGCAAGGUUCCUGUAAAAUACUUUGAAGGAAACUCUGUCUUCAGGGAAGUCUCUUAUUAGUACUUAUUCAAUUUUUGGGGGGUGGGGUGGGGGUGGUCACUUAUUUGAGUUUAAGUGGGAGUGGGAGAGAGGUGAGGUGGGGUGGGUGCUUAUUCGAGGUGGGCGCUAAUUUGAGGUUGGGCGCUUAUUCGAAUAAAUACGGUAAUUCUCUGUUCUUCUGUUGUAUAAUUGUACAUAAUUAAGGGAUUGUAAUGUUGGGUAUUUUCUGUAGUUGUGCAUGGUGGUUGGUCUGACUGGAGUGAGUGUACAGGUGGCGGCCUUCAGAGUCGCAAAUGUAACAGUCCUUAUCCAGAGAAUGGUGGAUUACCUUGCAUUGGUGAUGCUGAAAGAGCCUGCACAACAAAAGCUUCUCAAGUGUUGGGCUGCAGGGGCAAAUGUGAGUAGCAAUUGCAAAUGUUCAUGUAGGUACAGCGCAGUGUACUUGUCUGUAGUAUAGAGGAUCAGGUGUUUUAUUUACUAGGAAAUUUAGAGAACUGUUAUAAACCCAUUACUUUGUAUUUCUGGCAUGUAUUGCAAGGAAAGUCACCAAUCAGGUGUAAGAAAACUUAACUGCAAGCAUGAAGUCUGCCGAUAGGUUCUGAUCUUUUUUGAGAUUUGUGGCUAAAACAAUCAGCAGUCCUUGAAUAUUUCAAUCAGAUGUUCACAGUGUUCCGAUCAAUUUUGACAGUAAUACUAAAGGUACAUUGUUAGUUAGUUAGAAUGCUCUGGUUGGACCAGCAUUUUUAGCCUAAAAUCACUAAUAAUAUGGGAUUGGCUUAUUGUAGGUUUUUGGCAUUUUUUGUCGGUCCAUUUUAAUCUCAAAAUUUUUUGUUUACUUUUUUACAUGUAGGUUCUACUGUUACAACUAAAGGAGAGCCAGGUACUUAUUCAUAUUAAUAAGGCUACAUAUCUUUGGUCCUUCAACUUACAAACAUAGAAUUCUCAGUGGUUAAGAUUUGCUCUGAGAAAAAUGGCAAAAUUAAUAGCUAGGUGUGGUUCAAAGAUCUGAGUUGUCUACAAUGAGCCUGGGAAUCCAGUAUCCUUAGUUAAUUUCCAUUUUUGAAAGAGCAAGGAAACUUUUCUUGUUGUUCAAAAGCAAAAACUAUUAGUUGCCUGAGGCCAGCAGUUAUGACUGCUAGAAGACAGCCCUGCUUGAUGCUUUGAAUAAUGAUUUAAAUGUGGCUAAAUGUAAUUUAGGCAAAGUUAACCUCGAAGCAAUGCCGGUCAGCUGUUUCCCUAGCUAUAGUAGGGGUGGCCCGAUGCCUCUAGCAUGGGCACCUCGUGACUUAUGCACCUAUCAAUGUAAACCCCCGGGGGGGAGUGCGGGCAAGGGGUGGGGAUUUGACAAAUUUUAAAAUUUUUUGAUCAAAUUCCCCAGGGUGGAAAACGAAAGGUCAAGCAAAAGUGUCAAAAAAGCCCCCACCCUAGGGGAAAAAAUCUAAACAAACAAUACUAUAAUACCAUAUAAAAUGAAUAAAAGAACAUUUCAAUAGUACGUUCUUACUACUUUUAUUUAAGGUUAACGUAAGCUCCGUUAAGUUACUCGGUGUAAUUAAGUAUUUUCUCUCUCCACUAGCAUCUCUUAUUUUGAACAACAAAAUCACUCCAGGAAGAUUGACCGUGCUAUUAUAAUAUUAAUGAAACGUAAAAUGCUUUAUAACAUCUGCUCAACAUGUCGGAACAGGUCGGAUCAGUGACCCGUUAAAAAUCCUCAGACUUUCAUGGUGGAAUUUGAUUUCAAUCGAGUUUUACAAUCAGAUGGGAACUUGAAGAUAAAAACUUUCUCAAAAUAGACAUUAUCUGUUUAGAUGACAGUUUUAACUAUCAGAUUAUGGUGAUUAAAACAAAUGAAAACUUCAUACCUUUGUUCGACAGCGUGACUUUCAGAAAGCCUCGAGGGAUGGACUUGGUAACCACUUCUGAAUUGAUACCAGGCUUCUGUCGGUCAAAGUCAAAUGUCCCGAUCCCAGGGUCGCUUCGCACAAUCAAAAGCCCGACAGCGGGAUCGGGAUUUAAUCGGGAUAGUCUCAGGCAUCAAAUCCCCGCCCCUUGCCCGCACUCCCUCACCCCCCACGGGAUUUACAUUGAUAGGUGCAUUAUAUACGCAGUUGCUUGCUUGCAGUUCUUCGCAAAGUGUUGUUGCAAUUGCUUGAGUUUAUUGAGGUGAUUGUAUUGUGAGAUCUUGCUGAGAUCACAUGUGUUGGGGAGAUAACAUUGUUUGUUGAUUUUUAUGUGAAUGGUUGCUGAGCAAGUAGCCCAGAGUAGUGAGUUUUCCUUGUAAAAUGCAUGUGAUUAGCAAUUUCUCAGGGUGCUGUGCUCAACAAACCAGUCACUCAUAAUUAAACUACUCAGCUGGGUGAAGCUAUAAGAGGUUUAUUAGUACAAUUUUUAAUGUUAUGCUUGAAGAUAACACUAUCAACAGCACAUUAUGUAAAUGUUAGAUGUUUGCAGGUAGGUUGCAAGUGCCUAUUCAUUUGACCUUUAUCUCGUUCUUCCUUAGACAAUUUGACUGAAGAUGACCUGCUGAUUAACAAAGGCUUUUUUGCUGGAAUAUGUCUCAUUAUAUUGGUGGUUGGGCUGCAAGUUGGUGGGGGCAUAACCAUGCUGCUAUGCAGGAUACAGAGAAGGAAGCAAAAAGCUAGUAAGUGCCGAACACUGACAUGCAUCCACUCUUACACAAGGUGCAAAGAAAGUCAGUUUUACAGCUCAUUUCAACUCUGA
Messenger RNA from Porites lobata, 7726 nucleotides. NCBI's taxonomy places the organism in Eukaryota, Metazoa, Cnidaria, Anthozoa, Scleractinia, Poritidae. The record is from the annotation of a GenBank genome assembly.